AUGGCGAGUCCGAGUAUUGCUAAUCUAUCCAUUAAUGAUGACGGUGAAGAAGAAGGUUUCUGUUUCGAUCUGGAGGAAGAGGUAAGUGAGGUGUCGGAUCUACGACUAUGUCUAGUCGGGAGAUUCCUUUGUGACAAACCGAUUCAUGUCCGAUCCAUGAAGAGUAGAAUUGCGGAUAUAUGGAGAGCUGUGAAGGGGGUCGCGAUCAAGGAAGCAUCUGAAGGUUUGUUCCUUUUUCAGUUUGAGCAUAAACUAGAUAUGGAAGCGGUAAUCAACGGGGGUCCGUGGAGUUUUGAUAAUCACCUCCUAAUCCUAGAACAAGUCAAAUUGGGAAUUCAAAUUGAAAAUAUACCUCUUUUCCAUGUUGAUUUUUGGAUACAAGUCCAUAAUCUUCCGGCUGGCUUCAUGAUAGAGAAGGUAGGGAAAGCAAUGGCUAGUCACAUUGGUAUGUUAGUGGAAUAUGAUAAAAAUAACAAUACGAGUUUCUGGCGUCAAUAUAUGAGGAUCCGGGUUAAAGUCGACGUGCGGCAACCCUUGAAGCAAUCUACUAGAGUCAAAAAUAAAGGAGGAGAAUGGUGCGUGGUUAAUUUUAAAUAUGAAAAGCUUAGCACAUUCUGUUUUGUUUGUGGAAUUCUUGGGCACUCGGAACAGAGAUGUGAAGUGCGAUUUGCUAUGGCGGAAGACACAGGUAAAAGAGGGUGGUCCAAUGAAAUUCGAGCUGAGAAUAAAAAAUAUGGCGCACCAUCAUCAAGAUGGCUUAGGCAAGAACGCACAAAAAAGAGUGAAAAUUUCAAUCCUGAAAUUCCUGGUCAGGCGCGUGAAACACAAUUUCCAGAUGAAGCGAGUAUGGCUGCGGCAAAUGGCAAGAGUUCAGCAAAUCAUGGGAAAAUUAAUUAUGAGUCAAACAAAUCCUUUAAGGCCAUUUACUCACCCAGUAAUUGGUCAUUAAACCACAAAGAUUCCAACCCCACUAUUUCAAAUCACACGGCUGGAGCAAUUAAACUUGGGCAUGUGCAACAAAAUAUUCACCUUUUCCAAUUUAAUGACCCGACCAAGCCUUCAACCCAAUCAUUACCCAAUAACUGA
Messenger RNA from Vicia villosa (hairy vetch), 1086 nucleotides. RefSeq lists its product as uncharacterized. The transcript has a single exon. Lineage: Eukaryota; Viridiplantae; Streptophyta; Magnoliopsida; Fabales; Fabaceae. The record is from RefSeq and is a predicted model, not a curated record. The coding region runs from base 1 to 1086 and encodes 361 amino acids.